This is a messenger RNA of Pseudogymnoascus destructans, 1401 nucleotides long. RefSeq lists its product as uncharacterized. The record is from RefSeq and is a predicted model, not a curated record. Gene Ontology annotation, biological process: signal transduction. Lineage: Eukaryota; Fungi; Ascomycota; Leotiomycetes; Thelebolales; Thelebolaceae. Gene Ontology annotation, cellular component: nucleotide-activated protein kinase complex; cytoplasm; nucleus. Gene Ontology annotation, molecular function: protein kinase binding. The transcript has 3 exons. The coding region runs from base 1 to 1401 and encodes 466 amino acids.
AUGGGUAAUAACCCGUCGGCCCCUCCGAAGUCGAGCAGCGCAUCGCCUGCCCACGGCCAGUCCGUAGGAUCAGCCUCGGAUCGCCGUCGCGAGCCAAAACUAAGAGACACGAUACAAUCACAAAGAGGCGCCGCACCGCCUGAAUCUUCCCAGGUACAGGCACGUGGCACAACGGUCCCUCAUCGGACUCGCAACGCCCAAUCCCAACAUGCGCAAUUCCACAACAACGGCCAGUACUCGCACUCGCCAUCGCCAAAGGAGAAUUCCAUCCCUUCUUCUACUUCUGCCUCGCAACCUCUACCCCAACAAACCCCUCCAAGCAAGCCGCCGCUCACGCUCUAUGACGAACCAAGUAAACCCGUCGCUGUCCCGCAACCUGUGAAUGCGGCCGUGCCAGCCACGCCGAGUGAGAAGUCGCCCUACUCAGCUUCGCAGAGCGAUCAGUCUGGGCUCGCCACCGACAUCAUGUCCUACCAUCUUACCAGACCGCCACGUCUACCGCUGCCCAUCGAGGAAGAAGUCCACACACCAGGGUCACCCAUACUUGGCCCUGCGAGUUCACAAGGUCCGGUGUCUCUCCACGGCAGUGAGGGCCUCGCGCGCCCGCUAUCUGCUCUGAGCAAUACAACCGAAGAUGAUGAAGGAGACGAACUGCCCAUUGACAGGACGAAGCCAGUUGUCCCUACUGAAUUUCACUGGUUCGGACCCGCAGAGAAGGUAUACGUUACGGGGACAAUUUUCCAGUGGAGCCGAAAGUCAAAGCUGUAUCCGAUACCUGGAAAGAAGGAUGCCUUUUCGGCCAUUAUCCAUGUUCGGCCUGGCACUCACCAUAUCCGCUUCAUCGUCGAUGGGAAUAUGCUGAUAUCCUCAAAUCUUCCGACGACUGUUGAUUUCGGCAAUAAUCUCGUUAAUUAUAUCGAGGUCAGCGCCGAUGAUCUUCCCAAGGACUCACAGGCACAAGGACAAGCACAGCAAUCGAAAUCGCAAGAAGGCCGUCAACCGCGGGAAGAAGCGAAGCCUGCAGAGCAGGGGGCUGAUGCGAAACAACCGCGAACGAAGCCUGUCCCUCCCCAAGAACACUACACAUCUACCGUACCCCAAUACCUACUUGAUCUCGACAAGGCCGAGGACUCUCCUGCGUAUCAGUAUGCAGCCAGCGCUAUUGUCAAACUGCCUACCCCGCCGAGUCUUCCGGGCUUCCUUGGGAAACCAAUUUUGAACGCCCAGACGCCAGUGAAGGAUGACAAUAGUGUGCUGAAUAUGCCCAAUCACACGGUGUUGAAUCAUCUGGCGACGAGCAGCAUCAAGGGCAAUGUGCUCGCUGUGUCUGCUACCACGAGAUAUAAGCGCAAGUAUGUGACGACUAUAAUGUACAAACCAACAUCGGAUGAUACCACGUGA